Molecule: messenger RNA, 3318 nt
Organism: Mercurialis annua (annual mercury)
Lineage: Eukaryota; Viridiplantae; Streptophyta; Magnoliopsida; Malpighiales; Euphorbiaceae
Product: proline-rich receptor-like protein kinase PERK9
Exons: 8
Coding region: 809-3028 (739 amino acids)
Biological process (GO): protein phosphorylation
Molecular function (GO): ATP binding; protein kinase activity
Source: RefSeq, a predicted model, not a curated record
AUCCUAAAUAUUAUGAAAAAAUAAUGAAGCUGAUGAUUAUAAUGAUGCCAUGAUAUUACUCACCUUUCACAUUUCAAAACAAAACAAACUUAUAUUUUUAUUGAUUACAAAAAAGGGUCUCAAUCAAAAUUAAUUUGGAAUUGAGACCCCACAAAUCGUGUUCUAUUUUGAGCUUCCUAUGUAACAGGAGAGAGAAGGCUCAAGAACAGUUACACAACCCAAUUCUAAACAUUUCACUUUAUAACUAACACACAGACACACAGUUCUGAUUCAAAGGUAUGAUCUUUGCCUUUAAGGUGGUCUUGAUAUAAAGGUUCUGCAUUUGCUGACUGAUAAAAGUGAGUUUUUUGUGUACUUUUAUCAGUUUUAUCAGUUAUUUUUGGAAGUUGGAGAUUGAAUUUCUGAAAUUGGUAAUCUGGGUAUUGUUUAAAAGUUGUUUGGUGAUGUGGGUUUUGAGUUUUGAGUGAUUUAGUGAUCUAGGUUUUAGCUGAAAUUUGUGUUGUGAUCCGAGUUUUUGCUCAAGAACAUGAACAGUGAUUAGGGUUUUGUUCUGAUAUUAGGUGGUGAUGGUUGUUCUGAUAGAGGUUACUUUGUUGUGAAGAAUGAAUGUUUGGUGAAAUUAGGUGAUUUUUGAUAUUAAUUCAUUGUGAAGAUUGAAUUUUUAGAUGAUGAAUUGUGUGCACAAAUUUGUUGCUUUAAUGGAGUUAAGGGGAGGUGAAAGAAAUUAAUGGCUGACUGAAUAUUUUGGCAUGUGAAUUGUAUGUGCUGAAAUUGAGUGAUUUGAUAUUUGAUUUUGAUAAUUAAAUUGAUGGCUACUGUAUCUCCAACACCAAAUUCAUCACCUUCUGCUGUCCCACCUGUUUCAACUCCACCUCCACCAACAUCCACCUCUAAUCCGCCGCCGCCGCAAUCCUCGUCUCCUCCACCGGACGCUUCUAUAGCUUCUCCACCUCCACAGUCUAAUGUGACUACUCCGUCGCCUCCUCCUCCUCGGACUCCGUCUGCUGUUGUUGUAAUUCCUCCUUCUGCCACUCCACAACCACCUGUGGAAUCACCACCACCUACAACUUCACCUCCUCCACCUUCACCAAAUGUUGAUCCUCCAACCUCCAAUCCUCCUCCACCACCUGUACAGUCGUCGUCGCCUCCACCUAUUGUAUCACCUCCACCAUCAACUCCAGCUAAUCCACCUGCCUCUCCAACACCUCCAACUUCUCCUCCACCACAACCAUCAACACCACCACCGGAGAAUCCUCCUCCACCAGCAUUACCAAGUCCACCUCAAACCUCACCUCCACCACCAUCAAAGCCUCCUGAAAAGUCUCCAUCACCACCACCACCAAGAACCCCGUCACAACCACCUGCCAGUUCACCCCCUCCACCAACACCGGUGCCACCUCCCAGAAGGUCACCUCCGCCACCAUCUUCAAACCCUCCUGAAGUAAACUCACCUCCUCCUCCACCAGCAUCAACUCCUCCGGAAAAUUCACCUCCUCCACCGGCAUCAAUAGCCCCUACCUCGCCUAAUGCACCACCACCUCCUGCAGGUAUUCCGACUCCCCCUUCUCAACCAACACCGGCACCUUCAAAUUCUACUCCAGGUGGCUCAUCACCCUCUCCACCAUUGAUAAGAAUGAGUCCACCUCCUCCCUCACUCAGCUCUCCACCACCAUCUGGCAAUAAUACGAUUCCUAGUGCACCAGAAAGUGCAAAUUCAAAAAAUGAAGGCAUUGGUACUGGAGGCAUAGUGGCUAUUGGUGUAGUAGUAGGUUUCAUAAUUCUCGGCCUUGUUGGGUUGACAGUCUGGUGCAUGAGGAAGCAAAGGAAGCAGGCACCUAGAGCCGCUGGUGGUUUUAUUUUGCCGUCUUCAUUAGGCUCUUCCCCAAGAGCAGAUUCAAAUUUUACAAAGGCUCAAACUACAGUGCCCUUAAUGGGAAGUGGGUCUAGCCCUGAAUAUGGUUAUUCACCAAGUGGUUCUGGUGGAUUAGGCAAUUCAAGGCCGUGGUUUACCUAUGAUGAAUUACACAAUGCCACAAAUGGAUUUUCGUCCCAAAAUCUUUUAGGGGAGGGUGGAUUUGGUUCUGUAUAUAAAGGUAGCCUACCAGAUGGGAGGGAGGUGGCAGUAAAACAGCUUAAAGUUGGCGGAGGUCAGGGCGAGCGAGAAUUUAAAGCUGAAGUUGAGAUUAUUAGUCGGAUACACCAUCGCCAUUUGGUUUCACUUGUGGGUUACUGCAUCUCUGACAACCGAAGAUUGCUUGUUUAUGAUUAUGUUUCAAACAAUACCCUUCACUUCCAUCUUCAUGGGGAAGGGAGACCAGUUCUGGACUGGGCAGCACGUGUUAAAGUUGCUGCUGGCGCAGCUCGUGGAAUAGCUUAUCUUCAUGAAGACUGUCAUCCUCGGAUUAUUCACAGGGAUAUUAAGACAUCCAACAUUCUUUUGGAUAACAAUUUUGAAGCGAAGGUUUCGGACUUUGGGCUUGCCAAGUUAGCCCUCGAUGCAAAUACACAUGUUACUACACGCGUUAUGGGGACUUUUGGAUACAUGGCCCCGGAAUAUGCAUCAAGUGGCAAACUAACUGAUAAAUCUGAUGUAUUUUCGUAUGGAGUUGUGCUUUUGGAGCUAAUUACCGGACGGAGGCCUGUGGAUUCAUCCCAACCCAUUGGAGAUGAGAGUCUUGUGCAAUGGGCUCGACCUCUACUUGGUCAUGCACUGGCGAAUGAAGAAUUUAAUGGUUUGGUAGAUCCAAAGCUUGAAAAUAAUUUUGUUGAAAGUGAAAUGUUUAUAAUGAUCGAGGCUGCAGCAGCCUGCGUCCGGCAUUCAGCUGCCAAGAGACCACGUAUGGGACAGGUUGUCAGAGCUUUCGAUGGUUUAGCUACCGCAGAUCUAAGCAACGGAAUGCGAGUGGGGGAAAGUGAGGUAUUCAACUCAGCACAACAAUCAGCAGAAAUCAGAUUAUUUCAAAGAAUGGCAUUUGGUAGUCAAAAUUACAGUACAGAUUUUUACAGCCAGAUUAGCUUGGAUAGUUAACAGAAGACCAAGUAUACAUCUUUAGCGACAGGGUUUGUCGAGUAGAGACGAAAUAUUAGUCCUACGCGAUGAUAGCUUUAUUAUUGCGCGCGGAGGCUCACCUCUAGAUCCCGAUGAUGUGUAAAUCUGGCACCGUCUGCAUCUCUAAUCCAAACCCUGAUUAGUAGUUACCACUUACAGGUUAUUUGAUCUUUUGCACAUAUAUCACACGCUAUUCAAUUUUUCUUGUAAGUAGCCCAUGCAAAUUUUGUUCCUAUCAUCAAUAAAGCUAUGAUUCAAUUUUUGUUCCA